GCCAGAUGUACACAGCGACUCAGUCACUGCUGUUUCUUGCCAGUUGGCGUGCUUUGAUCUCAGUUGCCUUAAGAGUUCUUCAAGCUUUUGAAAGAUUUGAAUUGUGUCUGCAAUGGAGAACAAGAGGAGGGGUAUCUUGGAGCGACUUAAUGCUGGGGAGGUGGUUGUGGGUGAUGGAGGUUAUGUGAUGCAGCUAGAGCGACGUGGCUAUGUGAAGGCUGGACACUGGACACCUGAGGCAGCUGUUGAACAUCCUGAAGCAGUGCGGCAGCUGCACAGGGAGUUCCUGAGAGCGGGAGCCAAUGUGCUUCAGACAUUCACCUUCUACUGCAGUGAGGAUAAACUGGAGAUCAGUGGCAAUGUCACCAACAUUACUGGGGCUCAGAUCAAUGAGGCAGCUUGUGACCUGGCCAGGGAGGUAGCCAAUGAGGGGGAUGCAUUGGUCGCUGGCGGUGUGUCUCAGACUCCCUGUUAUGUGACGAGCCACAGUGAGACUGAAGUCAAGGCCAUCUUUAAGAAGCAGAUGGACGACUUCCUCAAGAAGGACAUUGAUUUCUUUAUAGUAGAGUAUUUUGAGCACGUGGAAGAGGCAGUGUGGGCAGUGGAGGUGCUGAAGACCAGCGGUAAACCAGUGGGUGCAACACUGUGCAUCUCCCCUCAAGGAGACAUGCACGGAGUCCCACCUGGAGAGUGUGCUGUCAGACUGGUCAGAGCUGGAGCUGACAUUGUUGGAAUAAAUUGCCACUUGGACCCUCUAACAUGCGUUCGUACAGUGAAGUUGAUGAAAGCAGGAUUAGAGAAUGCUGGUCUCAAAGCUCAUCUCAUGAUCCAGCCACUGGGUUUUCACACGCCUGAGUGCAACCACACUGGAUAUCUCUCGCUACCUGAGUUCCCCUUCGCAUUGGAGACUAGGUCAAUGACCCGCUGGGACAUCCAUCAAUAUGCCAGAGAGGCUUACAAUGCUGGAAUUCGCUACAUUGGUGGCUGCUGUGGAUUUGAGCCCUACCAUAUCAGAGCUAUAGCAGAAGAGGUGGCUGCAGAGAGAGGAUUCCUCCCACCAGCUUCAGAGAAGCACGGACUGUGGGGAGCUGCCCUUGAGAUGCACACUAAACCCUGGGUCAGAGCCAGGUCUCGUCGAGACUACUGGGAAAACCUGUUGCCUGCUUCUGGACGUCCCAAAUGCCCUUCCAUGGCCACACCAGCAGAUGAAUAAGGAUCAUCAAUAGCAGGAAUAAAACAUAUUUACAACAAUCAAGUGUCUUUACUGCAAUAUUCUGUAUAAUAGAAUACGACUGUAUUCUUUAUGUUUAAAGAAAAUCUCUAAACUGUGUACUAUCACUGAAAUGAAUAUAUUUUACAUUAAAACAAAGCCUGUAUUCUCAUCAAUCACUGCAAUUAUUAGUUGUAAAACAUCCUCACAAGCUUAUCAUAUUUGUUGUUGAAUUGCUAAUGUACUGCUAGAUUUUUCAUGUUAAUUAUUAAAAAAAACUCCAAUAUUUCCAACAAUGUUGAUUUGUUUUAUAGGCCAGAGUCUCUUUUCUCUCACUCUGUGCCUCACACAUGGCUUAUAUCAUAAGUUACUCAUUACCAGCCUGUGACCUAACUAUAUAACACCGAAUCAAGUCAGGUAAGUGAGAAGAAACUUGCUUGACCUUUACCCUGAUUCAGCCAUAG
Anoplopoma fimbria (sablefish) is the source of this 1674-nucleotide messenger RNA. Its product is annotated as betaine--homocysteine S-methyltransferase 1-like. The transcript has 8 exons. The record is from RefSeq and is a predicted model, not a curated record. NCBI's taxonomy places the organism in Eukaryota, Metazoa, Chordata, Actinopteri, Perciformes, Anoplopomatidae. Gene Ontology annotation, molecular function: zinc ion binding; betaine-homocysteine S-methyltransferase activity. The coding region runs from base 113 to 1213 and encodes 366 amino acids.